UGUGCGCGUUUUGCGAACAGUUUGUAGAUGCGCGUUGAAAGGUAAAAACGCUUGCGCGGAUGUUUAUUGUGGCGUUUGAAGUGGACAUAACGGUAUAUUAUUAUUCGUUUUUUUUCGGUUUAGAGGAACGCGGUGUCGGUAAUCCUUAGAAAUCAAUUGUAUGAAAAAUUACAUAAAAGCAAAAAUUACCGUAAAACAGCGAAUGUCAACACCAGCAGCAAUUUUAAAAACGAGAAAAAGUAGUGCAACAACUCGUGGUGUUUUGAUGACCAAAUUUAGCGUAAAUAAUUGUGUUGAUUUGCAAUGUGAUAAAAAAAAAAGAUUAAUCUUGAAAUUGAGUGCAACAAAAAUACAAAUAAAGUAAGCGGAAAGUUGUAAGGAAAAAAUAUUAACGACACGAAAACUUUAAAAGCAAAACGUAAAUCUACCGAAAAACCACAGAAUCCAUAAAAACUGAUAUUAACGGUAACAAAAAAAAAAUUAUAAUAAAAAAAAAACACAACAACACAGCAAAGCAACGCUGUAAAAGGCGACAUAAAGCAGAAUUGGAGCUACACAAUCUCCACCACAAACAAGAUGGAUGCGGCCAAUUGGUUGCGGUUUGGCCUGUUGCUGGCGCUUGCUUACGCCAAACUUGGUCAUUGCAUUCAGGUUACACCAGAUUCUAAACCAAAUAAUGCCACACAAGUCGUACUACAAGAGAAACUACUUACUGCAGACAACAGUACUGUUAUUGGUGAUUCAGUGUUAAGCGCCUCCGAGCGGAAUCGUCGUUUAAUUCCCUAUAUGGCCUUCUAUUUGCCAGCGGAUUUUCCCAUCAAUCAACAGUAUGCAAUUCAAGGACAACAGCCCAAAGGCGUGCUCACACCACUAAAAUACACCAAACCAAUGACCGUAGUAGAUGGUCCACCACCACCACCGGCCAGUGCUCACAUACCCGUGCCGCAGGAGUACAUGCAUUUGCGCGUACCACCACCGGGUAGCUUGAGCGAUGGCGAGUUAACAUAUACACCGGCCACUGCGCCAGCACCGGCACCACAUCCCCCACAACACCAACAGCAACAUUCUCUACCAAGUGCAGGCGAUGUUUAUCAUCAAUUGGCAUAUGCUGCUGCACCGCCGCACCUACCCCAACAUAGUGCACCACCACAUCCACAAUCGCUCAUCAAUAUGAAAGGUAAUAAAGUGCCAGUGUUGCAUCUACUGCCACCCGGACCGCCUGGUCCGACGGUUGCGCCCAUUAUAAAGCAUAAGCACAAAACGGUACAACAUUUUCCGCCCACAAAGCCGCCAGCUGUGCAACAGCUGCCAUAUGAGCAAUCUCAGUCGGCGCUGCAGCAGCCGCCGAGACAAAACGCGAUUCGUCAUCAUCAUGCCGGGCAACAUCAAUUACAACAACAGCAGCAACAGCAACAGCAACAACAACAAUUACCGGCAUUUACGUCACAACACGAGCUCCAACAACAGCAACAGCAACAGCAACCAGCCUCUUCGGCGCCUCUCCUAUUUCGCCCACAAACCCGUCCAAAACAAUCAAAAGUCAAUUUAACACCAUUUACACCAACCAACACUCUGCCCGGACAUUUCAUACCGAUUAUUUACACGCCAGUGAGCGGCGACGGCAAUGAUGGCGGCAAUAGUGACAGUAACAAUAAUAACAACAACAAUCAUCAUCACGAUGCCAACACUCUCCAUUAUGGCUAUGACACACCGACGGUAGUGCUGGUUGAUGAUCUGUCGCCACCGUUGCAGUCAGUCAAUUUGCCACAUCAACAACAACAACAACAACAGCAGCAGCCACAACCAUUUAAACCCGUCGCACUGGCUCAACGUCCUAUAGCCGCCGACAAUGAAUACACUUUGGUGUCGUCUUCCGAUAUUCCGGUUGAGGCACAACGCCAACAACAACAACAACAACAACAACAAUUGCCAAAAUACAUUACAGCAACAGGCGCACCACCAGCCGCACUAGCGCCACAGCAAGCGGAGCUGCCAACAGGGCCAGCCGUCGGCGCAGCACUGCAUUCACAUUCAACGCCGAGCUCCACAUAUCACAUCAUCAAUGAACCAUCCGCACCUAUGCAUCCAUCAUCAUUAGCAACUGCACCGCAAACACAGCAACAGCAACAACAACAACAACAUCGCCACUCCACGCGUGCACGUCAGAAACAUCCACAACAUUUUCAAACGCCACGACCGGAGCAUUUUUUCGACGACACUCAGCCAGUGCAGGAAUUACAAUUGCAGCAGCAACAACAACAACAACAGCAGCAGCAGCAGGAAUUAUUGCAUCAAGAGGACAGCUAUUCGUAUUUGCAGGAUGGGACAAUGACGCCACAGGAGAAAUACGUACGUUAUUUACAGCAGCGUAUACGUUACAAUAAACAGCAACAAAAACAACGUGACCGCGCGAAGGAGCGUGAAAAUUUCAUUAAACAGCAACAGCAACAACAGGCGCAAUAUCAACAGCCUGAAGAGCCGCAGCCAGAUUCACAAAUUGUUGUCCUUAGCGAUGGUUCGCACUCCACCACCAACGGUCAACAGCGCGAGCAACAACAAUUAGACACAAAUGCCGCACAAGUCAAUUAUCCACAACAUAGUCCCAUAAGACAUGCGGUUUAUCCACAUCCAGAGUUGCAUUUGCCGCCGAAUCAUCAACCGCCGACGAAUGUGGCUACACUGAAACAAGUUGUAAAAAUUCCAGUGCGCACUCUGGUCAGCGAGGCUUUGGAUGCAUUCCAACAACAACAGCAGCAACAUGAGCAACAUCAGCAACAGCAACAACUGUCUGUGCAGAGUGGCGGUGUGUAUAGACAACAGGCUCAGUAUGCCAAUGGUUUGGGACCAUCAACAGGCAGCCAACACAUCGACUAUAUCGUCGAUGAUCCGAAACAAUCACUGGACGACGAGCAACCACAUAACCCGUCCGCAACUGGCGCAACACAUAAACCAGCUACACAACAACAAAAUGCUUUUAUUGUCAUCUCAACCUCAUCACCGCCACAGGUGACACCUGGCAGCAUCAACCAAGAGUACUACGACGCCACCAGCAGGCCACACUACAAGCAACAACCAACACUACGCUUACAACCACUGCCGCCGGCUGGGAGUAAAUUAAAACAUUAUGCCACAAGGCGACCGAUUGUGGUCGCAGCAACACCGGUGGUGCAACACCAACAGCCGCCGCUGUCACACAUACACCCACAAAUGGGUGUAGUAAAAGAGAAAUACUAUUAUGCCGAGAGGAAACCCAGUUUCGGUGAUGUCAUAAAACCGGCUGCACCAGCGGUGAAAUUGCGGCCAGCACACAAAUAUGCAGGAGGUGUGAGUAGCAAGUUGACGCCGCCCGCCGAGCCAUUGCCACUUCCAGCGCCACCACCGGCGUCACAUCAUCACCAAGAAAAGCAGCAAGUGAACUUGCCCGAAUAUUACAAUCCUCCAGUGCCGGUAGCUGCGAAAACCGCACCGAUUGUGGAUCCCAAUCAAUUGCCCGACAUUCGCUCAUCCUCGUUGGCGGAGAUUCUACACAAACUUCAGGCGAGCAACCACUUGCCGAGAACGUUGACGCCGGAAAAUAUUGAUAAUUCGAUUAAGACGCUCGUCAUGAUAUUGGAGAAUCUCAAGCAGACACAAACGAUUGUGCCAAAUCCAUCGCAACAUCAUGAUAGACCGUCCACCGCGCCGGACUAUGAUUAUGGCACGGGCAGUGAAGAGUUGAAUGGUAGUGGUGCGCCCGAUCUCACAGAUGUUUUGUCGCCUGUUGUGCCAAAUAAGCAUCCAGGACCGAGCACAGGUAGAGCCGGCAUCGAUUAUCCCAAUUUGGCUGAUAUACCACAAACGAAUUUCAAUUGUGCGGAACAAAGAUAUAAAGGCUUCUUCGGUGACCCCGAAACGAAUUGUCAAGUUUGGCAUUAUUGCGAUUUGAAUGGUGGCAAAGCAUCGUUUUUAUGUCCAAACGGGACUAUUUUCAGUCAGAUCGCUCUCACCUGUGAUUGGUGGUUCAAUGUCAAAUGCUCCACAACCGCCCAGCUGUAUGUGCUCAACGAACGCCUCUACAAAUAUAUUCUGCCAUUUACGCCGAAAUUCCCAGAAGACUACAGCGGACCACUUGUCGACAAGUAUUUAGCAAUGAAAUUUCAGGAGAUGGAAGAGAAAAUGCGCGUGGAAAAGGAGAAAAUAGAAAAAUCCGCCAUCGCGGCAGCUAUAGCAGCAACGUCCGCAACGCAAACGAGCAACCACAUCGAAAGCGAAGAAGUCAAUGACAGUGGUGGUGACGACGACAAACACACCAACCCAAACCCAAAUACCGCCAAUAACAACGAUGACGACCAAGAUGAAGAGGUGACGACUGUGGCUGACCUACGUACUGCACCGAGAACUUUGAGCGCGCCAAAUAAGCUUGGCGCCAUAAAUACACAUGUUAGUGAACAAAGCUCGGAACGUAAUUUACUGAUCGACGAUGAAGUCGAUGAUAUAUCAAAACGUGGCAGUGUAGAUACCUUUGAGAGUUCCACCAUACCAACUGUGUUGGCAGCGAAACAGGAGGAGGAGGACGAAAGUGACACACGCUCAUUCAAGUUAAAACCGAUUAUAGUUUCCUCUACACAGGGACCGGACUAUGAUGAGGCGGGUGGAGAGGAACUUCAUCAACAUAUACCCGUGGCGCAUAAUGUACGCAAUGCCGAAGAAGCAACAAGUAGAACGUUAACAACAGAAGCGGCAACGCGACCAUCACAGACGACAGCACAAACACAAACACAAGCGCUGUUGAGGGAAAAUCAAAUAGAAGUGCAGUCAUCACCAAAGCCAGUGCGACAAACGAGCAAUAUUGAUGUGGAAAAAGUGGAAGUAAUCGAAAUUAAAGCAGAAGGCGCAACCGGUCAGUUGGGGCCAAAAAUGUACUAUGGGGCGGAGAGCGCAAAGGAUGCGCGAUAAAUGUAAGGAAAAACAUCAGGGUGGAGGUGUUGGUGAGAGAAUUGAGUGGGUAAAAAAAAAAUAAAACUGUGUACUGCUCUUUAUGCGCAAAGGCAGAAAUACAGUUAUUUAGCUGGGAUUCUUUUUUGAAAUACAUAAAUAUGUAUGUAUGUCAUAGAGUGGUUUUAGCACAUUGGCAAAACACAAAGUGAACCACAAUCGAAUGCCAUUUGGGAGUUUUUAAAUUAUAAAAUGCAAUUAUUAUUUAAUUUUUCAAAACUUUA
Molecule: messenger RNA, 5198 nt
Organism: Ceratitis capitata (Mediterranean fruit fly)
Lineage: Eukaryota; Metazoa; Arthropoda; Insecta; Diptera; Tephritidae
Exons: 10
Coding region: 577-4935 (1452 amino acids)
Cellular component (GO): extracellular region
Molecular function (GO): chitin binding
Source: RefSeq, a predicted model, not a curated record